Molecule: messenger RNA, 1198 nt
Organism: Coprinopsis cinerea okayama7#130
Lineage: Eukaryota; Fungi; Basidiomycota; Agaricomycetes; Agaricales; Psathyrellaceae
Product: riboflavin aldehyde-forming enzyme
Exons: 4
Coding region: 54-812 (252 amino acids)
Source: RefSeq, a predicted model, not a curated record
CUUAAGUUAUCCGGUCUCUCUUUUUUUCAUCCCUCACCGCUCGUUCUUCAGCCAUGCCUUCCUUUGUCAACGCUGUCGUCGUUUUUCUGGCCGCCGUCGCCUCCGUCAACGGCCUCGUCACUCCCCACAUCGCCAGGCACAACGCGCACCACAGGUCAAUCGCUGCCCGCGUCGCUGAGCCUCAGGUCCAGCCCGCGCUCGUCCCCAGGGCUCCAACAGCCACUCUCAGGAAGCGAUGCAGGCCCAGGCUCGUCUUCGUUACCCCCUCUCCUUCCCCCAGCACCGCCCCAGCUCCCAGCCCUGAGGUCCCUCCUGUCAACGUUGCACCCUCCCCGUCCCCAGAGCCCCAGCCUGAGCCUGAGCAGCCCGCACCUGUCCCGUCCCCGGAGGCCCCUCCUGCACCUGUCGAACCUGCUCCCCAACCUGCCCCACAGCAACCUGCCCCACAGCCCGGCAACGGCGGCGGUAACCAGCCAGGGUUCAUGUCUGGCACACAGACCGGCCAAGGCACCUUCUACGACGCUGGUCUUGGUGCCUGCGGUAUUGUGAACACCAACGCCGACUACAUUGCUGCCGUCUCCCACCUCCUCUUCGAUAACUACCCCGGAUACAACCGUGUCAACCCUAACACCAACCCCCUCUGCGGCAGGACUGUCACCGCUACCUACCAAGGAAGGAGCGUCACCGUCGCCAUCACUGACCGCUGCGAGGGCUGUGCAGUCACUGACCUUGACUUCACCCCUUCCGCGUUCGCCCAACUUGCCGACCACAGCCUCGGCCGCAUCAGCGGUGUUACCUGGCACUGGAACUAGGUUUCCAACCUCGCAAUAACCAACCCUCAUAGAAACUCGUAACGAGUUCAAGCAUACCCAAGCUUUCUCCUCUCUCUAUCAUUUCCUUUCCAAGAAAACGCUACUGCCAGCUCAGUGGCGCUAUUGCAAUCAUCAGGCUUUCUGGCACAAGUCGACACACACUUGCAAAGGGCGCUCUCCGUGCGAGCGAUCGUUCACCAGUUGGCUGCUUGCAGCUAACCUGACGUUCGAACGACUGGCCUUGUCAUAGUUUAGUUUGCACUCGCUUUCGAGCCAGACUCGUUAGGAUCAUCACUGUCAGUCUUUUGUAACCUCAGUCAUGUACUUGCUGUAGCCAUGUAUCAUGCUUUCACUCUCUUGUUCUCGUCCUGGAAUAAACUCAUAUG